UAUAUCAACAAUAGAACUGAGGCCUUUGCCGUAUAGUACUUAUCAAACACAAACAGGGUCCUUGGCACUUGAUACACGACUUGACACUGGUCAAAUAGCACCUAAUCUAACUGCAUAUAGGUAUCCAUUCGAUAUGCAUGAUCGAUUCUGGUACAGUCAUAGCCGAGAAGAUUGGACACAAUUAAGUACCGCAUCGACCAUUGACCUCAAUCAAAACGACUUUUACCAGCCAGCAUCUGAUGUUAUGCGUACUGCUGCCACGCCGAAACUUGCAACUGAUGACUUGAGUUUCUUCUGGCUGCCUGCUUAUAAAAAUGCAGAAUAUUAUGUUUACAUGCACUUUGCAGAAAUUGAAGAACUCUCAGCUAACCAGUCUAGACAGCUUGAAAUUACCAUGAACGGAGAACUGUUUUAUGGACCAUUUGCUCCUGGUUACUUGAAGACAUUUACUGUUUGGAGCACUAAGGCAAUGAGUGGAGGACAAUACAACUUUUCAGUCAUAAAGGGAGCUGGCAACUCUGACCUUCAACCUAUCCUUAAUGCCAUCGAGAUUUAUACAGUAAAAGAAUUCUCAGAACAAGAAACAAACCAAGAUGAUGUUAACGCAAUCACAAAUAUCAAAGUAGCAUAUAAAAUUGAGAAGAAUUGGCAAGGAGAUCCAUGUUUCCCAAAGAAUUACUCAUGGAAAGGUCUCAACUGUAGCUAUUCUCCAAAUGAUUCACCGAGAAUCAUAUACUUGGACUUGUCAUCGAGUGGAUUAACAGGGGAAAUAGAUGCUUCUAUAUCCAAUCUCGCAAUGAUACAGACUUUGGACUUAUCUAACAACAACUUAACAGGACCAAUUCCGGACUUCUUGUCUCAAAUGUCAAAUUUAAAUGUCAUAAACUUGGAGAACAACAAGCUCACAGGCUCAGUUCCAAAUGAACUUACUGAAAGAGCAAAAAAUGGUUUACUAUCAUUAAGUUUGUGCGACAAUCCAAAUCUAUCUGGAAAUGUUUCUUGCAAAAAAAAGAAGAAGCAGAGUUUCGUUAUUCCCAUAAUAGGGUCAAUCAUCGGAAUUUCAAUCCUCUUAUCAAUUGUAGCAAUUAUCUUCUGGCGCCUGAAAAGGAAAAGACAGAAUGGAGCUGUCGUAGGGGCACAACCCCGCAGUGGGUCAGUGGAACUUGAGCCAACACAACGACAGUUCACAUACUCAGAGAUCCUCAAGAUCACUAACAAUAGACAAAGGAUUCUUGGAAAAGGUGGAUUUGGAACUGUUUAUCAUGGCUACAUAGAUGACAAUACUCAAGUAGCUAUCAAGCUGCUUUCGUCAUCAUCAAGUCAAGGGCUUGAACAAUUCCACGCAGAGGUUAAUCUUCUUAUGAGGGUUCAUCAUACAAAUUUGACUAGCCUUGUCGGAUAUUGUGAUGAUGAAAACAAAAAAGGACUCGUUUAUGAGUACAUGGCCAGGGGAAACUUACAAGAAUAUCUUUCAGAUAAGAGUUCAAAUGUCUUGACUUGGGACGGUAGACUUCAAGUAGCAACAGACGCUGCACAAGGAUUGGAGUAUCUACACUAUGGUUGUAAACCUCCUAUGAUCCAUAGGGAUGUGAAAACAACAAACAUCUUGCUAUCAGAAAAUUUCCAAGCCAAACUCUCUGAUUUCGGCCUCUCUAGAAAUUUCCCUGCAGGCGAUGGAACUCAUAUAGUUACAGGUGUUGCUGGAACCCCUGGCUACCUAGCACCCGAGUAUAAACAACUAAAUAGGUUCAAUGAGAAGAGUGACGUCUAUAGCUUUGGGAUUGUACUGCUGGAGAUUAUCACAGGUAGACCUGCUGUUUCGAGGACACGAGAGAGAAUUGCCAUCAAUGAAUGGGUUGGAUCAAUCAUUCCAAAAGGAGACAUUGACACCAUUGUGGAUCAGAGGUUAAAAGGAAUAUUCAAUGUCAGCUCUGCCUGGAAAGUAGUGGAAAUAGCAAUGGCAUGUGUCUCUCCAGAGACCAAUAAAAGGCCAACCAUGAGUAGAGUUGUUGGAGAACUGAAGCAGUGUCUGGAAACACAACUGUCUCAAAGAAACCAGGACAGCUAUGAAACUGAACUAGGGAAUUCCUUUCAGAUUGUGUCUCAUAACGGUUAUUCAAUCACUAUGCUACGUCCCUCAGUUAGAUAGCCGUUGUAGUAAUUAAUCUUAUGUAAAAUAAUGGGAAUUGGAAUUUGAUAUUUCAAACCUUCAGAUUAGCCCUUGUUAAAAUCCUUAGAUCUCUGUGUAAUAUUGAU
This is a messenger RNA of Rosa chinensis, 2256 nucleotides long. RefSeq names its product LRR receptor-like serine/threonine-protein kinase IOS1. Lineage: Eukaryota; Viridiplantae; Streptophyta; Magnoliopsida; Rosales; Rosaceae. The coding region runs from base 134 to 2149 and encodes 671 amino acids. Gene Ontology annotation, biological process: protein phosphorylation. The record is from RefSeq and is a predicted model, not a curated record. The transcript is spliced from 12 exons. Gene Ontology annotation, molecular function: protein kinase activity; protein binding; ATP binding.